Molecule: messenger RNA, 1716 nt
Organism: Haliotis rufescens (red abalone)
Lineage: Eukaryota; Metazoa; Mollusca; Gastropoda; Lepetellida; Haliotidae
Exons: 8
Coding region: 183-1451 (422 amino acids)
Biological process (GO): mitophagy by internal vacuole formation; mitochondrial protein catabolic process
Cellular component (GO): mitochondrial outer membrane
Source: RefSeq, a predicted model, not a curated record
CAAUGAACAGGAAAUUAUCAGUCCAUGAAAGAAGGUGACGUGGUGAUGUUGAGCGCAGUUGUAGCAGAUGUCGUUGCUGUGACUCGGAAUUAAGAGCUGAUCAGUGCUUCAAAUGGGAUUUAGAGGGUUGAUCAUCGUUAUGGCUGCACAACACACUGAGGAUAGGCAACCUUCCUGCUAACAUGUCUGGCGAUGCCAAGAAAGACCUGAUAGCGGAGGCUCGGAGCUUCUCCGCGAGUCUCUCCAACGUCUUCCUCAUGAAGAAGAGGGACCAGCAGACGAGACACCUCCUGGAGAAGGCUCAGAAUCUCGUGGAGGGUCUCUUGGCGGAGAACCAGCGUCUGUCGUCCAACACCGGCACCCCCCGCCAGACGCGCGGGGGAGGCAUGGGCCAGCUGUGGGUCAAGCUGGACGAGAUGAAGAGAGAGAAUGAAGAUCUCCGGAGACAGCUCGGGCGCCAUGACGACAGGUCCACGCCCACCAAAAAUAUGAGUCACGGUCCUGGUGACGUCAUCAUUGCUGAUCUUCAGAAGACCAAGACUGAGAACGAGGCUCUGAGGACUCAGGUAGAGAGUCUGCAGAAGACGGUCAAGGAACUCCAGAACAUCACCGCCACAGUGCAGGACGAGUACAAGCGGGCUAAGAUUGGCCUGGAGGCAGCACAGAAGACUAUGGAGAAGGCCCGCCAUGAUUACCGCAGUCUGGAGGCCAAUUUUACAUCUGCCAAGACGGAGAACGACUCUCUCAAACAGAAGUUGACGAGCAGCGUGAAGCCUAUGGUAAGGGCAGAUAACCGCCUUACUGAGAACAUCAACGAGCGGUGUCGACCCAGUGUGAUCGCCAUGAGAUACAACACCCUAGAGAGUCAGGAGUGGAUGGAUGCUAAGGAGUCACUCGAGGACAGCACCGGCAUGGACGAAGAGGAGAUAACUCGUUUUCUAUGUUCUUCGAUAAUGAAAACAUACGAGGCUUCCUGCGACACGUACCAGUGUCUGGAGCUCGCCAUUGGAGAACUGUUGAGGAGACCGGCAUUGGCGAUAAGUAUAGUUCAGAGCGGCUUGAGCGCGGAACCAGAACAGCUUCCGGACGAGAUGACCGACGCCAUCCGAAGCCGGCUGCGACAUAACUGCGACAACAUUGACUCAGGGGAGCUGAUCAAGAUCACCAAAAAUACCUUGGAGAGAGAGUUCAAGGACGUGAAAGGCCUUAUCAGCAAUAAAGCCGUGAACCGCUACCUGCACGAGAGCGCGAGACUGACCUGGCAGAUGGCAAUACAACAACCCGCCAUGAGAAUGUCGGUGACGGACAAACGUUAUAACGAGGAGCGUCACAAGCUGUGGUGGUCAUGUGACCAAGCACGUGCAUCGUCUGUCAGUCACUUUAUCUGGCCGAUGCUCUUCGAUUACGAUGGCGGAAAUCUCAUGGUUAAAGGGUGUGUGUUUGCAAGCUGACUCUACCACCAUUUAUAUUGUGGCGUUUUGUGACAAUGUUGUACAUUUAUAUUUAUCUAUGCAUUUAUAAAUGAACAAUUCCUGAUUCACCAAGACAAUCCCAAACUGUUUGAGGUGCGCUAUCAUAAUUGUGUUUUGCCAAAAGGUUGAAAACGUGAAGACUUCACGAGUGCUAACAGAUGUCCCGUAAAAAGAAUUAUCUCGGGUGAUAAACAUCAGUGUUGUGACAGUAUUAUUUCCUAUCCAUGUAAAUUUAAUACGAUCA